CCCCCCCCCCCCCCCCCCCCCCCCCACCCCCCCCCCCCCCCCUCCCCCCCCCCCCCCCCCCCCCCCCUCUCUCUCUUGCUCCCCCUUCCUCCCACCCCCACCACCCCGACAGCCUUCGACGCCCCGGUUCCAGCCGGCGCCGCCUACAACAAUGACUUCGUCCCGGUUGCCACGCAGUCGGUGUCGGCCUACUCGACUGGCCAGUCGCCGCGGAUGCCGGACACGCCGAUGACCCCGGCGGCCGAGCCGGCCGCCCCGGCUGCCCCGGCGACCGAGGACAAGAAGAACACCUUCUCGGCCCCUUUCUACAAGAUCGAGUUCUACCAACAGUACUUCGAUGUGGACACGGCCGAUGUCGGGUCGCGCAUCCUGCACGCGCUUCUCCCCUACCGGCCAAACUUCCUGACCACCGUGGUCCCGCCCGGGGCGCUGGACCUGUACGGCCCCUUCUGGGUGUCGACCACGGUCAUCUUCGUCCUCUUUGCCAUCGGUAAUCUGGCGCACUCGAUCAAGGCCUUCGCCGAUCCGAACUACGAGUUUGUGCCCGACUUCACCACCCUCCCCUGGGCCGCCACCACCAUCUACCUGUACAUCCUGCUGGUGCCGCUGGCCGUGUGGGGCAUCUUCCGCUACUUCGAUACCAAGCUCUCGCUGGUCCGGUUGUACUCGCUCAUUGGCUACGGCCUCUCGGUUUUCAUCCCGAUUUCUAUCAUUUGUGUCCUCCCCUGGGAGAUCGUCAAGUGGGUCUGCACUGGCGUCCUCUUCCUCAUCACUACCCUGUUCAUGACCUCCAACAUCUGGGUUGCCGCUUCGGCGGCCGGCGCACGGUCUACCAUCCUUCUGUCGGUGUGCGGUGGGCUGGCUGCCAUCAACGCCGGCAUCGCGCUGCUUUUCAAGUUCGUCUUCUUCACCUACAAGUCGGUGAUUGUCGCCCCCUGAGACCGUGUUGGUGGCCUGGCUGCCACACCACUGCGCAAGUCGGCGGUCUGUGGUCUUCCUUCCGGUCCCCGUAUCUUCGCCUCUCUCUCCCUCCCCUCACCAGGGUAUGCUCGUCGUACGGGGGAUGCGGGAGGACCGGCGGCUCCUCAUGCACAUUGCGCUCGAAAAAAAAAAAAACAAACACCCAACUCAAUAAAAUCUUCCCAAACAAA
This is a messenger RNA of Fonticula alba, 1151 nucleotides long. RefSeq lists its product as hypothetical. The record is from RefSeq and is a predicted model, not a curated record. Lineage: Eukaryota; Rotosphaerida; Fonticulaceae. The transcript is spliced from 3 exons. Gene Ontology annotation, molecular function: small GTPase binding. Gene Ontology annotation, biological process: vesicle-mediated transport. Gene Ontology annotation, cellular component: Golgi apparatus. Bases 214 to 939 code for a protein of 241 amino acids.